AUGGAUGGGGUCGCUGGGGUAACACAGUGUGGUAUUCCGCCGGGCACAUCAUAUGUCUACAACAUCACGAUCCCCGACCAUCAGCAUGGCACCUUUUGGUACCAUGCUCACUCAGGACUCGCAAGAGCAGAUGGGCUGUACGGAGGGCUGAUUGUCCACGAACCAGCAUCCCGGCCGACAGUUCGUGGCUUGCUCGCAGAUCCAGCUCUAUACAGCAAAGAUUUCUUACUUUUGAUUGGAGAUUGGUAUCAUCGACCGGCCGCUGAAGUCAUGUCAUGGUACAUGCGCGCAGGGUCUUUUGGCAAUGAUCCGGUUCCUGACUCCCUAUUGAUCAAUGGAGUCGGGAGCUAUAAUUGCUCCAUGGCAGUCCCUGCUCGACCAGUCGAUUGUGUCGAGCAACACUCCAACUUGACAUAUCUUCAUACGGAUGUCCCCACCGUAUUUCGCCUUCGUGUGGUCAACACAGGAUCUCUCGUGGGAUUUACCGUCACCUCACCCACAGAAUCCCUUUCAGUUAUCGAGGUGGAUAGUAUAAAGAUUGUGGAGAGACCGGCGGCCAGUUCAAUUGGUAUCCUAUAUCCAGGUCAGCGCAUGGAUCUUCUCAUGCGUUUGUCGAGCGAAGGAAGACCGUCCGCAUUGACUAUUGAGAUGGAUCCAGAAUGCAUGAAAUAUCCAAACCCAGCACUCGCGCCCAAUCAAACAUUCCUCAUCAACUCUGACUACGCCCCAGAAGCGCUAUCAACUACACUUGAAGAAAAGCAAAUUUCAAAGCUCGAUAUACAAAGUAUCCCCUCGCCUGCCAACAUCCUGUCCUCGCUCCCAUAUCAUGCAGAUACUACCGAUAUUGUUUAUGUUAAGACACAGAAGUUCUCCAUCAACCACAACGUGCCGUAUGGUUAUUUCAACCACACUUCUUGGGCACCGCAGCAAGAUCCCCCAAUUCCUCUGAAUGGGCUACCAAGAGAACAGUGGGAUAACAAACAGCUUUCGUUGGUCGUUGGCGACCGCGAUCAACGAUUCGAGCCCACAUGGGUCGAUUUGGUUGUAAAUAACUUGGAUGACACCGGUCAUCCCUUCCAUUUCCAUGGCCACCAUUUCUACGUCCUUACAGUGUACAAGGACCCAAUUGGCUGGGGCUCCUACAACCCCUUCUCCGACUCAUCCCCGCCUGGCUCCGACCCAAACGUCUAUCCUGAUACCGAUGGCUUGAACCUGUCACUUGCAAUGUUACGAGACAAUGUCUAUAUUCCUAGCCGGGCAUACGCGAUUUUGAGAUUCCGGGCUGACAAUCUGGGCGUGUGGAUGUUCCAUUGCCACGUUUUGUGGCACCAGGCUAGUGGGAUGGCCAUGCUGAUAGACGUGGGGAACUAUACAGGCUUUUCUGGAAGCUCUUGUCUAGUCUAA
Messenger RNA from Penicillium maclennaniae, 1404 nucleotides. RefSeq lists its product as uncharacterized. The coding region runs from base 1 to 1404 and encodes 467 amino acids. The transcript has 5 exons. The record is from RefSeq and is a predicted model, not a curated record. Gene Ontology annotation, molecular function: copper ion binding; oxidoreductase activity. Lineage: Eukaryota; Fungi; Ascomycota; Eurotiomycetes; Eurotiales; Aspergillaceae.